Molecule: messenger RNA, 7430 nt
Organism: Electrophorus electricus (electric eel)
Lineage: Eukaryota; Metazoa; Chordata; Actinopteri; Gymnotiformes; Gymnotidae
Source: RefSeq, a predicted model, not a curated record
CUUGCGAGGUGAAUAAGAUUACCAGCAACACGUUAGAAAAGCAUCCAGAACAACAGUUACAAAUACAGAAGGAAAAGAAAAAUUGAAGAUAAUUCGAGCGAGUAAGCGACGUGAGAAAAGGCUUAAGUUGGUUCAGUGUUUUAUUAGGAACCAGAAAAGGGACUGUUUUAUUUUGGAGAGUGUGGUGUUUGCCUCUGGUAAUUCACUGGAUUUAGGGACCCUCCUAUACAAGUCACAAAUGCAUGAGCAUUCCAAGAUGAUGACCUAAACCCAGAUUCCGUGGUCCCUGAAACAGAACCGUUGUGUCACAGGCUGGCACUGGCACUUCAGAGGGUAUCUUUAGUAUCGCGUUGGCAUCAUGACUUCUCUUCUGGCUGAAAGUGCACAGCCUGUCCCAGAAUGGCUAUGUGGGCUCCGCCUCGAGCAGUACUGCCACACCUUCUCGGAGGCGGGCCUUAAAACCCUGUGGGAGUGCCGGGAGCUAACCGCCGCCCAGCUGGAGCGAAUGGGCGUGGCUCUGCCAGGACACAGGAAGCGAAUCCUGCGAAGCCUGCAGAAGCUCUUGCCCUCGGAGCGAGGGAUGGAAGGAGAGAUGGAGAGAGAGGGAGAGGGAUGGGAGGAGGACAGGCCAGUUCCGAGAGAGAGGACGAAAUUCCGCGCUGUGCAGGGGACUAUGGCGGAGUCUGGAGAAAAUUCCUCUCGGACGGCUCAAACCCAAAAAGAGGAUCAGAAAGGGCCACCCCCUAUCCCCCCUCGGAUGACCCCAAACCGGCCACCCGUUCCAUUUACGCCCACCUCCGUUACCAUGGCAAGGACCCUCAGCCAUGUGCCGAUGAUUACCACUAAUCCUGCAGCUCAGACCAGAUCGCCACCCACUCCUGCUCCUCGGCCCCGCCCAGAAAACUUAUCUCUUAAAGAGACGGCGUCAAAGCAGCAAAGCGGAGAGAAGCCUUCGCCCGUCUCUCCCUCUGUGUCCUCACUAUCUUCAUCUUCCUCCUCCCUGUCAUCCUCUUCAGAGCAGUUCCACCUUUAUGAGCAGUGUUCUUCCCCGGGACAGGCUGAAAUGGGGGCCCCCCCUCUCCCUCCCAAGUCUUACGCUGUGGGGUCGUAUAAAGAGCCUAAGGUGACCCCUCGUACCAGGCCGCCCUGCAGACCGCCCAUCCCCCCUCGGGCCACCGUGUCCAGUAAGACCAUGCCGCUACCCAAGAGCCCAUCCACUCUCAGCUCAUCACCUGUGGAUGAUCUCUCAGAUGCGGUGCAAAUUCUGGACAUCCCGCCCCGGAACAAUCCGCUUAAGCUUCGCAGCCAGAGCAGUGUACCUUUACCACUGCCUCAAAGAAGGUCGGACUGUAUGGACAGUUCAGAUGAGUACGAGGAGACUGAGACAGCAAAGUGUGGAAAUGGUGAUCGCAUAGACAUGGCAGAUAAGGAUACGUUUUUGCAGAUUCCAGAAAACCAUAAGCCCCGGUACAACAGCUUGUGCAGUGACGACGAGUUGCUGGAGGAAGACCUCGGUUACGAGUCUGUGGCACCGAAGAGAGAUUCAUGGAUAGAAGACUAUACGCCAUUCUCCAGCUGUCAGAACAGCAUCUACCUGCCAGUGACUGGUCAUGAGCCCUGCAUUCCCAAGGAAGACUCUGACCCUCAGCACACUCCUGUCAUAAAGAUGGGUUGGCUAUACAAGAACCCUCCUCAAGGGUCCUUGAUUUACCAGCACCGUUGGGUCAAACUUGACGCAGACUACCUGAGAUACUUUGACAGCGAAAAGGAUGUGUAUUCAAAACGGAUCAUACCAACUUCAUCCAUCACGGGGGUGGCUAACGUGGGAGACCAGAAGUUUGAGGUGGUCACGCACAAUCGUAUAUUCCUUUUCCGAGCAGAGAGCGACUCUGAGAGGAAUGAGUGGGUGUCCGUACUACAGGAUUUUAUUGGUCCAGCUCGAAUGAGGCCAGGUCAUGAGUUGACCCUUAACCCCUGCGUGACCUCCGAAAUAAAAGGUUAUCUGGAGCUUCGGGGCCUGCGCUCUAAACUUUACACAGUGGUGUGUGGAGACAAAGUUUUCCUCUAUAAAAAUGCAGAGGAUUAUAAGAUGGGCAUUGGCAUCACUUCUAUUGAUAUGAAUGUGGGGAAUGUGAAAGACAUGGACAAGAGAGCAUUUGACCUGACCACACCCUACCGCACAUUCAAUUUUGUAGCAGAGACUGAUCAGCUGAAGGAGCAAUGGAUGGAGGCCAUGCGGGACUCCAUUGCAGAGGCGCUGUCCAAUUACGAGGUUGCUGAAAAGAUAUGGGCAGAACCAGCCAAUCAGAAAUGUGCCGACUGUGGCACCACCAAGCCUGAGUGGGCAGCCAUCAAUCUGGGUGUGGUCUUCUGCAAGCGCUGUGCAGGGGAGCACCGUAGUCUUGGCCCCAGCAUAUCAAAAGUACGGAGUCUCAAAAUGGACAAAAAGGUGUGGACCGACAAUCUCAUCCAGCUGUUCCUGGUGCUAGGCAACGAGCGAGCCAAUCAGUUUUGGGCGGCCAACGUCCCGCCCAGCGAAGCCCUGAGCCCAACCAGUAGCAGCGAGGAGAGGCGACGUUACAUCAUAGCCAAAUACCGCGAGGGGAAGUACCGCCGUUAUCACCCGCUGUUCGGCAACCAGGGAGAGCUCGACAACGCGUUGUGUAUUAAUGUGCAGUCUAGCGAUGUGUGUGAGACGCUAGCACUGGUGUUCUGUGGCGCUGAUGUGAACUGUGAGACAGGAGUACCAGACCUGCCCUCGCCCUCUGUUCUGGCAGCCUUCCACGGCCAGAACCUACAGGUGGAAUUCCUCACCCUGAACCGCAACACGGAGAUCCCGAGGUCAGAGACGAAGGUUGCCAUGCACCCAGAGCACUACAUACCCCUGCCUUCCAUCACGCACAAUGGCUUCCUGUUUAAGACUGCAUCUAUGGCUCGGCCAAUCACAGAGCGGAAGAACAAAGAAGAGUUUAGUAGGCGCUGGUGUGUGCUAAAUGAUGGGCAGUUUAACUACUAUGAGAGUGAUAAAAACGCAACGCCCAAUGGUGGUCUGAAGAUGAGGGAGAUCGUCUGUUUGGUUGUCAACCCACCUGAGACACACGGGUAUGAUCAUUCAUUUGAAAUCUAUUCGGACGCAGAGCGUCUUUACCUGUUCGGGACGGACAACCCUGAGACCAUGAGGGAAUGGGUCAAAUCCAUUGCCAAGUCUUUUAUCCCUGCCUAUGCGGAGGAGCUGCUGCAGCAGGACUUUGAGCGCAUCGGUCGACUGCGCUACAAAGACCCGCUGAACCUGGAGAGCUCGCGGGUGGGGUGGUUCUGCCUGGCCGCCUCCACCCUACACGUGUGCUUGGAGGACAGCCACGGCCAGGACAGCAUCGACCUGCAGAAACUCCUGGAGCUCUCGAGAGAUAGCGAAGUCCUGGUUCUCGUGGAGAGAGGCAGGACUCUGUAUAUAGAGGGUGAGAGGAAGUUGGAUUUUCAUGGCUGGGUGGCAGCGAUCCAGAGGGCUGCUGGGAGUUCGGGAGACACUCUGAGCCAGCAGCAGCUAACCGAGGGAGAUAUCCCUGUUAUAGUGGAGCGCUGCAUUCACUACAUCACACAAUACGGGCUGACAUCAGAGGGCAUCUACCGUAAGAGUGGGGUAAACAGUAAGAUCGCCGCCCUGCUGGAAGCAUUUAGGCGGGAUGCACGCUCUGUGUGGUUGAAAGAGGGAGAGCAGCAGGUGGAUGACGUGACAAAUGUCCUCAAGAGAUUUUUCAGAGACAUCGAGGAGGGUCUGUUCAGUCAGGAAGCACCCAGUUGGCUCAGUACUACAGCUGUUACUGAUGAAAGUAAGAGGAUCUCUCAGUAUCAGCAUCUCUUCAACAGCCUGCCAAGAGUCAACAAAGCCACACUACGUACCCUGGUCAAUCACUUGUAUUGUGUGCAAAGGUUUGCCGAGCUGAACCAGAUGAACCUGCACAACCUGGCGAUAGUGUUUGGACCGACUCUCUUUCAGACCGAUGGCAAAGACUACAAUGCUGGACGUGUUGUCGAGGACCUCAUACAGCACUACGUCAUCAUAUUUCAUGUAAAUCAACACCAGUUGAAAAGGCAGCUUGACGAGAUCACGUAUAUUAUUAAGCUGAGAGACAAUCUCAACCCUAAAACAGGACCGGCCAGUGGUGAUUUUAUCUGCACGGUGUAUUUGGAGGAGAAGAAGGAAACAGCUGAACAGCAUGUGAAGAUUCCAGCCACCAUGACGGCGGCGGAGCUGACGUUUGAGAUUCUUGAUCGGCGAAAGAUGUCUGUGAAAGAGAAGGACUAUUGGUGCUGCUUCGAGAUCAGUGAGAAAGAAGAAACAGAGCGUCCAUUGCAUUACCAGGAGCGUGUCUUACCCAUUGUGCACUCUCUGGGCGUGGACAGCCACCUGCUGGUAAAGAAGCAUUACAACAUGGAGGCCAUGCUGGUGUACCUGGCCAGUAAGGUGGAUAUGACUAAGCACGGCAUGCUGAAGUUCAAGGAGGAGAGGAGUCUACUGGGCCUGACCACGGGCAGUUUCAAUGACCGCUACUUCAUGCUCAACCACACCUCCCUCCGCCUCUACAAAGACGUCCGGAGUAAUCGUCCGGAGAAGGAGUGGCCAGUGAAGUGUCUGAAAGUCUAUCAGGGCAUCAAGAAGAAGCUCCGCCCCCCUACCUGUUGGGGUCUGACUGUUGUCUAUGAAAGUGAAAAACCUGAGAAGCAAGAGAAACAGCAGUGGUAUCUUUGUUGUGACACACAGACUGAGAUGAGAGAGUGGUUUGCAACAUUCUUGAGCAUACAGCAGUCAGGGCAGCUGUGGCCGGCAGAGUGGGGAAAGUCUCGUGCAACGUCUCGCUCGGCACCACUGGACACUCGUAUGGGUAAUGUCUCCCUCAUUCCUCUCCGUGGCAACGAGAACGAGAUGAGGAACAGCGUGGCUGCUUUCAUUGCCGAUCCACUCGCUCUCCUAAGGAAUCUAUGACCUUGAAGUAAUCAUUUCAGCGGAGGUCUUCUGUGUGUAUGUGUGCAGACAUCAUCAACAGUUCAUGGCCAAGCCCCAGCACAGAUUUCAGGACUCUUGAGCCUGUUGGACCAGUAAGCUGCUGUGUUAAUAUAUGGGAGCACAUGGGCACACAGGACUACACCGGAUUCUCAACAGCGUUCCUCACCUACGUCCCCAGGAAGCUCACAGGUUUUUACCUGCAAAUGUUUGCCCAACACUCGGACUGCAGAGAUUUCCUGGAUCUUAAUUCCUGCACUUCUAUUGGUGCUGAUCCAGUUAUCGAAUCACUCUCUUUCUGGAGACUUCUUCCACACCUGGUGUUGUGUUUUAUGGGUUAUGGAUUGCGCAAAGUAACAGAAUCUGAGAAGGUUUACCAGUUCUGUGCAUCAAGGACUUAAAAGCGCUAAACUGUUCACCAGUGGUUGCGAUUGGGAUUCUCUUGAUUGCUCUGUUCAUCUGACACAUUUUGAAAAUCCAGUGUGAUCAAAGACUGUAGUAUAGCAUCUAGAUUCACUGUCUAACUACUUUUAAAAAAGAACUUAAUGUUAUAACCAUUUAAUUUUGCAGGCAAGAAUCAGUAUGUUGGAAUGAAGUUGCAGUUUAACAAAAUGUCUCAGCGACCACCAGGAGGUCAAAGGAACUAGGACAGAUCAUAACAUUUAACACACGUGCACAAACCUGACACAACGACAAAAUGCUUCAUUUUCAUACUCAAAUACGCCUUACACACAAAAACAAAAACACUUUUCUCUCACCACGUUACCUUGGUGAUGAACAACAUUUUAUCCAAUUAUUUAUUUUUCGUCUUCCUGCGGUCUGAGUGGUCAGUUCCUGUUCCUUUGUAGUGGGAGCUGCUGUCACAGGCAGGGUCCGAAACCCAACCCGCAGGAUCUGAGGAACAGGGAGUGAAUGGGAGUGCUUGUGAGAGCUUUUUUUUCCUGCUUGUGGCGGUGCCAGUUGAACUUAAGACAAAUUUGAUUUGCGUGUAUCUUAUUUCACCAUUUCUGUUUCUUAGGUUCAAUAUAUUGGACAGUGUUAGAUGAUUGCAGGGGAUAUGUGAUUAGUUACUUUCAUUUGUAUUUGAUUUAAUUAAAAAACAAAUGUAGUCUAAUAAUGAAUUGAGAAUUCAUACACCAGUGUUGGAUAAACAGCAAUAAUCAUUGCAAUAAUCAUUUAAAAAAAAAAAAAAAGCUGUUUAUCUGUUUGUAAAUGUCCACUAGCAAUCGGUUUCUGGAAAAGUAGUUUCAUCAAGAAUCCCAUUUGCCUGCUAAACUGCUAAAUGUCCUAGCAGUCUUUAAAUGCUGUUUGGGUGACGCUAGCUUUCCCUUAUUAACUAGAAGGUUUAGAUUUUCGGUUAAACAUUUCUGUUAAUCGACUUCCAAUCACAAUUUCAGAAAGUCAGGUGUCAAACAAAAUGGCCAACUAAUCCAGAAGCUUGUAUAUCCAAUGGCUGUUGUGGGCACAGUUUAUGAUGUGCUAAGAUAAAUGCUACCGCAUUGUCUAGUCUCACUCUCUGGCUAAGUCUUGAGCAGUAAACAGCGGAGAUUUUGCUUCAAAAAGCAAACAUUUUAGCUAGACCAAAGAUGGUCAGUGAAACGGUUCUCAGAUCAGGUCAAAAUGCCCAUGGCUCUUCACUCUCUCUACACGCUUUUGGCCCACUAUCCUAAAGCCCUGCUCCUUUACUGGGGCAUGGCAGAGGUGCAUUCUGCGUUGUCAACACCAGCAAAGUAUACUGCAAAAAUGUCAUUAAAAAAGUAUGAGAAAAGUACAAUAUUUAAGGAACAGAUGUAUGAAGGAUACAAAUGUAUUUGCCAUUGGCAAACUUGUUGAAACUAUCAUCUAAUCAUGGGCUGAAUCACUGUGCAUACAACAUUCUAGAUUCUUUCAUUAAUUCCAGGGCAAAAUGCAUUUAUAAACUAGUCUUUAAGUUAUUCUAAGUCUUUAAGUUAACUAGUCUUUAAGUUAUUCCACUUCUGCUUUACUUGAUUGUAGGUUGUUGUGGUCCAUUUUAACAUUUAUGAUGGAUUUGAUGUUCCACAUGAUGUGUGUGUGUGUGUGUGUGUGUGUGUGUGUGUGUGUGUGUAUGUGUGUGUGUGUGUGAGAGAGAUUCUAUUUCUAUUGCAAAUCAACUGCAUAAAUGUCUUCAGUAAAAUGUAAAAUAAUCUAAACAUGUAAUCAAAAUGAUGUUUAUUGCUUUAACAAUAAUUCAGUCAUUUUGAGUUUUCAUUGCAUUAUUUGAGUACUUGCAUAUGGUGGCGUGUGAGAGAGCAAGUAGAGGAGAGUGAGAGAGAAUGUUUGUGUGUGCAUGUGUCUUUGAAUGCCCAUAAUCAGUUUAAUUGGUUUUGCAAGUAUACAUUUACAGCAUUUGGCUGAUUACUUUUUAUCCAAAGCGACUUACAAUUAUGACUGAGUACAACUUGAGUAA